AUGAUACAACUCGUUCAAGUUGCAUUCUGGCUAGGCUUCUCUCUCGCACCCGCGGCAGCGUGGCCGGUCACACCUCUAGCCGUGCACCUGCCAACCCACACAUCCAUUCUCCACAAGGCGGUCAAGCCGGGGAGUCCUUCUCCCGGCCCACCCGAGAUGCCCGAUGAGAUGAAGGUGCUUCUCAUCGUCGUCGCCAUCUCAAUCUUCCUCACCGUGAUCAUCCAAGCAUACCGUGCGGCAUGUAUCUCGGCUCUCCACCGUUCGAGGCCUGCCGUGCCGCUGUCGCAGAGCUUCAUGGGAGUUCCGCCCCCACACUACAUGGAUUCCCCGCCGGGAUACGAGGGCCACGAGCUACCCUCCGAUGACGAAGACACCGGUGAUCAGUCUCACCUCAAGCAGCCAAAGAAGAGCCCGAGGAAAACCAAGCACCACAAGAACAACCAUAGCCACGGGACUCACAAAGCCCACGAGCAUCACGUCCACCACACCAGUGCUCAUCAUCAUGGUGAGACUGGUGCGGGUGGGUCAGGAUGA
Molecule: messenger RNA, 534 nt
Organism: Apiotrichum porosum
Lineage: Eukaryota; Fungi; Basidiomycota; Tremellomycetes; Trichosporonales; Trichosporonaceae
Exons: 2
Coding region: 1-534 (177 amino acids)
Source: RefSeq, a predicted model, not a curated record